AUGUCGAAAAAUAAAGGCGAGUCAUUUCCGGCGUUGAAAAUGGAGGAACCAAUGCAGGUUUUCCAGUUCUUACUGUGUUUGUUUCUGUUCAAUUGGCAAUCAUUCGGUUCAGCCGUUGAAAUUGAUGAAAUUGGAGACAGAUCUGAAUUUAAGAUAGAAGGUAAAGUGUUUGUUGCUUCUAAAGACAAAGAAUGGACGAUGAAUUCAAGAGUUCUUGUCGACGGUGGCGAGUAUCUGGGCUUCGUGAGAACGGAUGGAACCUUUGUAGUAAAUGGAGUGCCAUCAGGUUCCUACAUUGUGGAAAUCGCAAAUCCAAAUGCUCUGUUUGAAGCUCUCCGUGUUGACAUAACGUCAAAAGGCAAGAUGCGGGCUCGCAGGGUAAAUUUUCUGCAACCAAACUUGGUGAAAACUGUGUCAUAUCCCCUAGAGUUCAGAGAGAGAGGAAAACCAGUUUAUUUCCAGAAAAGAGAACAGUGGAGACUUACAGACUUUUUAUUCAAUCCCAUGGUGUUGACGAUGAUUGUUCCUCUUCUUCUAAUUAUGGUUUUGCCCAAAUUGAUGAAUGCAGCAGAUGCUGAUACUCAGAAGGAAAUGCAGACCCAGAUGAAUGCUCUCAACAACAGACCGAACAUGCCUGACCCGGCGGAGCUAUUGUCCAACUUUUUCUCUGGCGGUGCAGCUGCAAAGAAAGCUGUGAAAGCCAAGCCCUCCUCAAGCAGCAAGCGUAAAUGAUGAUUAUGACUGGAUUGUAGAUGGCAUUUCUUUGUUUGUUUGUCUUUUUCUGUAUUUGUAUUUUUUUCAUUCCUCAACCUUUCCUUUGUACAUUUUAGUAGUCGUUCAAAUGAGUGAUGUAGCAUGAGCUGGAAAAGGUUUGUGAAAGGUGUGUGUCAGCUGAAUGGUUUUUUUUUCCAAUAGUUUGCCUUUGUAUUCUUCGUGUUUUGAUCUGAUGAAAUGUUUUAUACAUAUUUGCCAUUAAUGAGUUGAGCUUGAGACCCAUACCAAUUAUAAGACUUUGGAGAUAAUGAGGUCUGUUGGAACAAAGAACUGUGACUUUGUCAUAAGUGUAAAGUUCAUUCAUAUUAAAAGGGUACCGGUUCAGAUAGUUUGUGAUAAGUCUGUCUUCUUAUUGCUUGAAAUUCCAAUUACCGUGUGUUUAAUAAAAAACUGGCAUGAAAUACUCUUUAUUUUCUUUGUAAAUGUAACCCAACAAGUGGAGAUUUGAAUCAAGUGCAUAUCUGUAGACAGAGCCACAUUCUUCUUCUCGGAACCCAGUGGAAAUGCAAAUGACAAAACUAAUACAGUAAGGUAGAUCAUGAUAAGUGUAACCCAUGUAUUGCUGCCUUUGACUGGGGUUUGUUGUUUGUUGUUUUUUUCUCCAUUUUUGUAUUGUUAUGGGAUUGAGUCUUUUUCACAUUUGGAUUGAGUACUGUGGUUUAGCUGAUAAUGUAAAUGGAUGAAAUGUGGUCACAAAGUGUUCUAAAGUUCCAACUUCUUUUUUUUCUCUAAUUUGGACACAGUCUUUAAAUGAAGAACCUUUAUUAGGGAACAUCAAAUUGUGUGGCAUAUAAUCACCUGUCUUCAUUUUGUCCCACCUUGUAAGAAGGAAACUUCCAUAUACAGUAUAUUAUACGCAGUCUUGUUCCUUUCUCUUGCAUACAGUGUGUUAUCUGAAGGUCUCAUGGAUCUUAUUUCUGUGCACCAUGGUUGGUUGCAUUUGUAAUUUUGUCAGUGUUGCAAAGAAAGAUUCCUCGUUUAUCUAUUGUAAUACAUUUGUUGCAUUGAGUACAAUGGGGCAAAAUAAUGAUGGCUGUGUCAAGGCUGGUGAAAAAGAAUGAGAACAUGUAUGCUUAUGCGCCCGAGUGGAAUAUGCACUAUCAAAAUUUUAAAAAUUUGUGUAGCUGGGUGUGAAUUGAGUGACACUGGAACCAUUUUUGUAUGUUGUGUGGUGGUAUAGUGUGUUUAUAUAAUAUAUGGAGUGCGUAUUGCUCACAGGUGUUUGUUUGUGUGCUCGAAAACUGUAUUCAAGAUCUUUUUUAGAUGUUCUGAAAACAGUAUGAAGAAAACAGUUCUUUUUUUUUAAAGUGGUGGAAUUACAUUUACAAAAGAACAAUUGUGGUUUAAAAAACAAUCAGUUAUUUUGGAGAAAAUAUUAUCCUAUGGACAGCAACAGAGACUGGUAGUGAUGUGGAGUUGAAAAAAGAGGAUGUAAAAUAUUUGCUACUCUUUCGUUAUCCUUGUCGUAUUUUCAUGUCUAUCAAAGAAUGUUUUGAACUGUGCAUACUUUAAAAGGAUUUUUGCAGUUGCAUUUUUCAGCAAAUCAUUACACUACACAUCAUUGCUGUUUUUAUUUCCACUCCAGAAAAAGUAAAUCAAGAGUGGUUGACCAUGUAAUUUUCCAAGUAUCUAAAUGUAUUUUGUUGUUUACUACUUUUUACUUGCAAUUGUCUAUUAGCUCUUAUGUUGCACUCAUGCAAAAACAGCCUUUCAAAUUGAUUCAUGUGUUUUUAGGUGCAUUGUCAGGAUAUGUCAAUAAACAAGAAACUAGCACUAUAGCUUGCUCACUUUUUUUUGUUCACUGUUAAAAUGGGAUAAAAACAAAUUGCUCUGAUUAAUCUUCUCAGGUCCUUGCACACCAGUUGAAAAGUUGGAUGACCAUCAGAAACAAAGAUUUUUCUGAAAAAUUUUUUUGUUUGGCUGCUGGCCUUCAGGAGUAACAUGCAUGGCUAUAUGUGUAUUGGCAAAUUAAUAAUAAAAAUGAGCUAGAAUUUUUUUUAAUGCAGACGGACUAAAGUGAACAAGCUAUAAAUUAAAAUGGUAAUAGAAUUCAUGUUUGAGAAAGUACUACCCUUUUUAAAAAAUCAAACUUUUACUUGUUCGUAUGGGUGGAUUGCUUGUUGUCCACCUACAGGGCAGCAGGCAGUGAAGAAUAUAUUUAAACAACAGCCUUAAGAUCCUGGUAAGUUAAGGGUCUUUGAUUAUGAGUGUCGAUGCUGUAUGUCUGAAUAUUUCAGGAGAGUGUAGAAUGAAUGUCAGAAAAUGUGCAUUUUGAUGCAUUUAUGUUGUUAUAACUUAUUUGUUCCAUAUGAUUACUUUGAUGUUUGCAAUACCCCGACUUUUAAGUGGUGUGGGGAAAGCGAAAUUUCCUUGGUAGAUUUAGGUGCUAUUUAUUACACUUUGUUUUCACCACAAGAAAGUGCACUCGUUAAAGUCACAAUUUCAGAAAAAGAAUAAAGGCAGCACUUGCUGUGUUUUUAUCACCAAUUUUCUAUCAGUUUUGAAGCCUCGCUUUGAGAGGUUUAAGAGGACUUGUGAAAGGAAUUGUACCAGUCUCCUUGUCGAGAGACACAUGGUGAGUUCAGUCAGGCUAUAUCUACAAAUACAGUCACCUGACAGAGGGCGUAGCACGGUUAUGGCUUUGGGUUAAAUUCUGUGAAAAAGAUUGUAUAGAGCUGCUUGUCAGACCUGUGUACAAUCAUUGUUAUAUUAUUUAGAUUAAAUGCACUGUGUUUGGAAUUAGAUCUCAUUUUCGAAGGAUUAAUUAUUGCACAGACAUGAAUGUAAACUGUCAGUUCCACCAUGUUAGCUUAGAUCUUUUUCUUUCAUGUCCUGAUAUGUUUGUGAACUUGGAGAGGAUAUCUUGAAUACUGGAGGGCAUUUUGCUCACGUGUGAUCCAUUUGUCCUUUUUUUCUGGUUCAAACAAAGACAGUUAUGAUGGAUCUCAGAUAUUGCAGUGUCUUGUAUUGAUUUUAUGGCGUAAGAUCCAUACGGCACAGAUUGAUGUGUAUUACUUUAAAGAUUUACUCCCCCCCCUAGAUAUGGUACACAUCCCAAAAUGGUGAAUGAAUUUUCCUGUAAAUGUAAAGAAAAAAGAACUGAAUGUGACAUUAUGUAAAAGCAUGGCGUACGGUAUAUCUCAACGUUUAAGAUAUAGGCUACAUAAAGUUUUAAAAAAAAAUUAUAAAACAAACUUUCUUUUCAAUACUUUUUUUUGGGAGGUAUGAAUUGCAAAUGCCAGUGUGGUCAUAUCUGUGACAUGGCCCCCAGAACCCGAGGAGAUUGAAUUUAGUUUUUAAUGAGAACAUUGAAGUGACAAAAUCUAUUCUUGGGACAACUAGUGGCAUAAACUAUUAACUGAUGAUUUGCACACAUACUGCCUUUAUUCUUUUUCCUUUCAACAUACUGGGGUGGAGGACUGCAUUUUCUUUUCCAUGCACGAAUUUGGAUUUUAGGAAGGGAAAGUGACUUUUAAGACUUUUUAAAACUAAAGCUUUUUAAAUUUUAUUUUCAAAUUCUUUUUUCGGAAGGUAGUUGCUUCUUUGUUUCACACUUAACAUUUGGCACUGGUUGGAUUUAGGUACAUAUGCUUUUCAGAUAUCUUGUUGUCUAUUCAGGAUUAAAUUGAUUUCUAAACCCUG
Molecule: messenger RNA, 4416 nt
Organism: Aplysia californica (California sea hare)
Lineage: Eukaryota; Metazoa; Mollusca; Gastropoda; Aplysiida; Aplysiidae
Product: ER membrane protein complex subunit 7
Exons: 4
Coding region: 1-732 (243 amino acids)
Cellular component (GO): EMC complex
Molecular function (GO): carbohydrate binding
Source: RefSeq, a predicted model, not a curated record